GAGCGAGUACCUGGGUCCUACCCAGCGGACAGCUGCGGAUUAGCCACGCUAGCCCAGAGGAUGCUGGAAACUAUUUUUGCAUCGCCCAGAACAGCGCGGGCAGCGCCAUGGGGAAAACGCGACUGGUGGUACAAGUCCCUCCUGUGAUUGAGACCAGCCUCCCUGACCUGUCCGCCAUCGAAGGCUCCCAUGCCCUCUUGCCCUGCACGGCCAGGGGCAGUCCCGAGCCAGACAUCGCCUGGGAGAAGGACGGCCAGCCUGUGUCUGGAGCCCAGGGGAAGUUCACCAUCCAGCCUUCUGGGGAGCUGCUGGUGACAAACUCGGAGGGCCAGGAUGCGGGCACCUACACCUGCACUGCUGAGAACGCCGUGGGCCGGGCCCGCCGCCGUGUGCACCUCACCAUCCUGGCACUGCCAGUGUUCACCACCCUGCCUGGGGACCACAGCCUGCACCUCGGGGACAGGCUGUGGCUUCGCUGUGCAGCCCGGGGCAGCCCCACGCCCCGAAUUGGCUGGACUAUCAACAACCGGCCAGUUACAGGUCUGGGCCUGCUUGGGGCGGGUGGGACAGAGACCCAUGACCCUGGGAGGUCGAGGAGGGAGGGCAGGGAGAGGGACACUCCCUUCAUUAAGCACCUGCUGGAGGGCGUGUCUGAACAGGAUGGGGGCAGCACGCUGCAGCGGGCAGUGGUCACCAGAGAGGACAGCGGGACCUAUGUCUGCUGGGCCGAGAACAGAGUGGGCCGUGUGCAGGUGGUCAGCUUUGUCCACGUGAAGGAGGCUCCUGUCCUACAAGGGGAAGCUUUCUCCUACCUGGUGGAACCAGUGGGGGGCAGUGUCCGGCUAGACUGUGUGGCCCAUGGAGACCCAGCGCCUGACAUCCGCUGGCUCAAAGACGGCCUUCCACUGCGGGGCAGCCGUCUCCGCCUCCAGCUGCACAAUGGCUCGCUGACCAUCCCCAGGACCGAGGCAAGGCGGGGCCUGGCACCUGGGGUGGGGCCGCCCAGGACAACCCUAGGCUUUUUCUGA
Galeopterus variegatus (Sunda flying lemur) is the source of this 1028-nucleotide messenger RNA. RefSeq names its product hemicentin-2-like. The annotation marks the transcript as partial. NCBI's taxonomy places the organism in Eukaryota, Metazoa, Chordata, Mammalia, Dermoptera, Cynocephalidae. The transcript is spliced from 6 exons. Gene Ontology annotation, biological process: cell-cell adhesion. The record is from RefSeq and is a predicted model, not a curated record.